Diospyros lotus (date-plum) is the source of this 1116-nucleotide messenger RNA. RefSeq lists its product as uncharacterized. The transcript is spliced from 2 exons. Lineage: Eukaryota; Viridiplantae; Streptophyta; Magnoliopsida; Ericales; Ebenaceae. Bases 1 to 1116 code for a protein of 371 amino acids. The record is from RefSeq and is a predicted model, not a curated record.
AUGAUGCAGAUUGUUGCAUGGAAUGUUAGGGGUCUGAAUCAGGCCCCUAAGCAAUUUGAGGUGCGAUCUUUUAUUUCUUCUCAAAAGUUAACGUUUGUCGCUCUUUUAGAGACUAGAGUCCAGGAGAGGCAUGCUGCUGAUGUCUCUCACAAUGUUAUGCCCUUUUGGAAUUGGGACUUCAACUAUGAUACUUGUGAUGGGGGUCGUAUCUGGAUAGGUUAUGACCCUAACGCCCUUAGUGUGCAAACCUUACUCAAGUCGGACCAGGAUAUCCAUGUCAAAGUGACGAGUUCUGAGAUCCUAAUCCCUUUCGUCCUGUCUUGGGAUUUCAAUGUGUGCCGUGAUUGUUCUGAGAUGAGGGGUGGCAACACCUCUUUCUCCCUGGGUAUGCGCAGGUUUAACUAUUUUCUUUCUUCUACCUCGCUUCAGGAUUUGGCUUAUAGUGGCCCUAAGUUGACGUGGACCAAUAAGAGGUUUGGUGAAGAGUGUAUUCUCAUGAAGCUCGAUAGAGCUCUGGUCAAUGAUGAUUGGCUCUCCCACUAUCCGAAUAGCAAAACUCUCUUUCUUCAGCCAGGGAUUUCUGACCAUAGCCCUAUCGUAGUGGCUUUGUUAGGAGAUCUUCAGCAUAGGGGCAGCCCUUUUAGGUUCCUUAACCAUCUUGUUGAUCACCUUAUGUUCUUGGAUAAGGUGGAAGCCAGUUGGAUGAGGCAAAUCCAUGGAGUUCCCAUGUUUCAAGUUGUUCAAAAGCUCAAAGCUGUCAAAAAUGCUAUGAAGACUCUCAAUAGGUCUAGGGGUCAUGUUUUCGACCUGGUCUCAUCCCUUAGGAACCAUCUUCUUAGUAUCCAACAUCAUUUGCAGGACAAUCCUCAUGACCCCGCCCUUCACCAGCAAGAGCUUGAGUUGAACAGAGACCUUUUAGUAACCCUUGCACAAGAGUCUGACCACUUUCGCAUUCAUGCUCGGAUUAGGUGGUCAGCUGAGGGAGAUAGAUGCUCUCGAUUCUUCUUCCAAUCCAUGCUCGCUAAGCGUAAUAGUCACUGUAUUAUGAACCUCCUUAGAGAAGAUGGCACCCUCACCGAGUCCAAAGAUGAGGUUGCGGAUGUUUUGGUCUCCUAG